AAAGUUCAGUCACUUUCCCCUGUGUCCUCCUUCCGUGGCCUUCGUCCUCCUCCUCUCUGCGGCGUCACUUCCGACGCUGGCCCAACCGCCGUUCCCCGCCACCCGUGACCGGUGCUGCCGCCACGCUGUCACCUCCACUGAGCCGCCGCUCAUCCCUCUAAACCCCCAGCUCCUUUUCCGGCGAGCUGCUGCUCUGUCUUCCAUUAAUCGACUGAACAAAUCUUCUUUUUUUCAAUCGAACGAGGGACAGCAAAUGCGUUGCUCAGUACAGUACUCCGUUUACAAUCUUACCGGGAGUCAGUCUACUAGAGACGGUGCUGGCCAUGGUGGCGCCGCAGGCUGAGCUCCUCGCCCCCCAAUCGCCGUCGAAUUCCCGUCGGUAAGAAGCCAUUGAGCAACCCCGACGGGCUGGGCGUGCGUGGUCCCGGAGGCGUUCCCUGGUAGCGCGGCCUUUGGGGGCUCCGGAUCCAUGGCGGGCGGCGACAGCUUGGGCUGCUGCGGCGGCCUUCUUCAGGGUUUCUGCGGCCUCGCUCAGGUUUUCCUGGCUCCCCGGGGGCGUCCGUCUGCUGGAAUCCUCGCCAGGAGGCCCGGCGAUCUGUGCUCGAGUUCUUCUCAGGCUGGGAGAACGGGGUCGCCGCGGGAUGCGGAGAUCAUCUCCGACAUGGAGUACUCUCCCCAAGUGGCCAGGGAGCUGCUAUUCUCUUAUUAUCAGGAGGAGGACCUGCCCCGCGUGGCCAGGAACCCGCCGGCGGUGGCGGGCGAUCUGUGCACGAGUUCUUCUCAGCUUUGGAGAACGGGGUCGCCGCGGGAUGUGGGGGUCAGCUCCGGCAUGGAGGAGUCUCCCCCAGUGGACAGGGAGCUGCGUUUUGAUGACCAGGAGGAGGACCUGUCCCCCGUGGCCAGGAACUCGCCGGCGGCGGCGGGCGAUCUGUGCUCGAGUUCUUCUAUGGUUGGGAGCACGGGGUCGUCUCGGGAUGUGGCGGGCGAUCCGUGCUCGUGUUCUUCUAUGGUUGGGUGGACAUCGUGGGAUAUGGAGAUCAUGAUGGACAUGGAGUAUUCUCUCCCGGUGGCCAGGAAUUCGCCGGCGGUGGCGCCACCGCAGCAGAAGGGCAUGGCCGGUGGCGCUGAAGACGACGACGACGACGAUGAUGACUGCGUGAUUCUAGACAGUGAUCCUUUCGCCGCGGUCGCCGUGAAUGAUGAGAAGGAUGGCUGCUCGGAUGAGGAGUUGCAGAUAGUCGCGGAGAAAGGCAAGGUAGCAUGCCGUGACUUCCCUCACUCGCGCCAUUUAUGUUCCAAUAUGCCCUUCGGCGCUACCUCUCACGAGAAGCAUUGUGCCAUGUGCUACUGUUUUGUGUGCGACGCCCCAGCUCCAUGCAGUUAUUGGGGUAACGGUCUCUCGGUUGGCGAUCAUUGUCAUGCUAUGGAUAAGGAAACCAAAUGGAAAAUGCUGAGGGAGGCAUUCAGGUGCAAAAAUCUUCCAGCGCCUCAUCCAGAAACAGAAACUGCUGUGCACCCAGCAAUGGUGUCACUCGACCGCCUUUUUCUUAGCAAUCAGAUUUCUCUUCAGGAUGUUGUGACCCAAAACCAACACACACAUACUUCAGUUAGAGCCUCACUGAGUGUAGCACCGACUGUCAAUGCGCCAAGAGAGGGAAGUGGUACAAGCAGUGCUCACACUGCUCAAGUUACUCGCCUAGGAGAGCCAACUGUCAGUGCACCAAGGGCACACCCUGUGGCAGGAGCUGGAAGAGGUACAAGCAACGCUCACACUGCUCAAGUUUCUGCGCCAAGAGCAUCCUCUGCAACAGGAGUUGGAAGAAGUGGUACCAGCAAUGCCCACAGUGCUCAAGUUACUCGCCUAGUACAGCCGACUGUCAGUGCACCAAGGCCACAGCCUGCAGCAGGAGCUGGAAGAGGUACAAGCAGCACUCACACUGCUCAAAUUACUCACCCAGUAGAGCCAACUGUCAGUGCAGCAAGAGCAUACUCUGCAGCAAGAACUGGAAGAGGUACUAGCAGUGCUCAGUCUGCUCAAAUUACUCACCCAGUAGAGCCAACUGUCAGUGCAGCAAGAGCAUACUCUGCAGCAAGAACUGGAAGAGGUACUAGCAGUGCUCAGUCUGCUCAAAUUACUCGCCCCGUGGAGCAAACUGUCAGUGCACCAAGAGUAUACCCUGCGGCAGGAGCUUCAAGCAAUGCUCGCUCUGCUCAAAUUACUUACCCCACCACUCCAGGUGGCUACCUGCCGGAGCCCAAUGUGCCGGAGGGGGCCACGGUGUACGUCGGGAACCUACCCUACCACAUUGACAAUGAGAGACUCAAGCUAAGCUUCCAACGUGCUGGGGCCGUCCUGUUCUCAAAGGUCAUUUACGACAGAGAAACAGGCCAGAGCCGUGGAUUUGGGUUUGUCACCAUGAAUACUGUUCAGGAGGCUGAGAAGGCUGUGACGAUCUAUCAUGGCUCUGGGAUGUAUGGCAGGCCUCUGACUGUAAAAAUCGCAGCUCCUAGAGGGGACGCCCGGGUGGACGCCCCUCGCCGUCAACCUGGUUCCCCACUCAGAAUAUUCGUAUGCAAUCUACCGAGUCAGGUGGACAACCCUCGGCUGGAGGAGCUGUUCAGCAAGCAUGGCAAAGUGGUUGAUGCAAGAGUUGUCUACGAGCGCCGAGAAGGGGCCUCGUGUUCGAGGGGAUUUGGUUUUGUCACAAUGGCGACCGGCGAGGAGUCGUACAAGGCGAUACGUGCCCUCAACAAGCAGAUUCUGGAGGGAAAUGCCCUUGGAGUGAAGGUUGCAAGGGAGCGGCCGAACCAAGGCUGCCUCUCUCUUGGCAACCAGAUUCCUCCUGAGAAUACUGCCAGUCAAAACCAACAUGCACAUACUUUGGUUGGAGCCUCACUGAAUGUAGUGCCAACUAUCAGUGCGCCAAGAGCAUACCGUGCAACAGGAGCUAGAAGUAGUACAAGCAAUGUUUCCACUGCUCAAGUUACUCGCCGACUAGAUCCAACUGUCAGUUCACCAAGAUCGGGUGAAUAUAGGAUGCUCGGUCCCUCUAGUUGAUUGACCUUUGGUCUUUUACCCAAUGCCUAUACAUAAUCUCUAUAUACGCACACAGGAUUCUAAUGGUCAUGGACCAGGACAUGCCACUUUCCUCCCCUUGAAACUCCGUUGACCCUCAAGCACCAUACUCCCUUGCCAGUGUCUGGUUCAGCUACAUCGUCAGAAGCCAGUAUAUUUGUCCUCAGUUUCCUGUUGUUCUCACGGAAACGUGAAUGGUCAAAACAAAUCAGUCUUCUCUGUAUUGCUCAGCUGAACAUAUACAAGGAUAUACAUGGGCCUUGAUCCUGCCUGGAUUAUUGAGUUUGAGAACAUGAAGCCUAUGCUGUUCUCGGGUUUGAGCCUUGGUAAAGAAGGAUGCAACUUGUGAUGGAACAUAUUGGAGAAAAUUGUUGAUUGCUGGCAGUAAGAACGUUUUAAAGAAGCAGCCACACAAAUGUGCUUGGUUAGCUCAUGCCUCACAUUUUCACAGGAUCAAUGGCAAUCUAAAUAGCAGCAGUACUAUCAAUGGCGCGCCCUGCAAGGAAAUGCCCAAGUACACACUCCCAUCUGUCAAGCUUGCUGGUAAGCAAUUUCACAAUUCUAUUGAUGUUCACAUAGAGAAUUUAGGAGUGCCUGUCAAGAAGCUUGGUAUCUGAAUCUCAAAUCUGCGCUGACACAACAGUAGUCCUGUGCCCAACCAGUUCCAUACUAAUGCACAUUCAUGUUGAACCUUGAACUAUCUGUAUCUCUUCGUGCAAAUAGGGCUGAAUGUAGUCUAGGAAAGGAACAUGUGGUGCACCAUUUUCUAGUUUUACCAUAAUGAAUGGUGCAAUGUCAGAGAUCCCCUCUAGUGGGAUCCUCGUACACUCGAGGCACAUAAGCCAAAAUUUGAAAGCUUUGAUUUGUGGUGAAUUAAGGUUCUUAACUAAUCUUGAUUCGAUAAGCAUACUUGUGUGCUCCUUGUGAGCUAUUCUGAGAACAGUAUGUGGUUAUUACUACAGAAGCUCAAACUGAACCUGCAGAAGGUCAUGAAACUUAAAUACUCUUACCUCGGCCUCGAACUUGCUUGGAUGCAGAACAACUUAGGUGUAUAUGUUGAAGUGAAUCAAGUGUUUGAUCUUUUUUAGCGAAUCAAGUGAUAGUUAAUUAACCUAUCUAGUGUCACAAUUUCAUCUUAAGAAAAGUUCAUUACUUCACGACCUGUUUAAGGCUUAUCUAAAGAACAGCCUACGAACAUAGCCGGUUUAAAACCUGCAUGACAUAGAUGCAAUAAAGUACCAAAACUAAUAUAAAUUUGAAACUAUCGUAUGAAUUAAGACUAAGGAUCAUAAGAAGGCAUUACGGCAAAGUUUCAGUGUAAUGCUGCAACAGUGACUAUAUAUUAUUGAAUGGAUGAAGCAUUUGUCCUUGCAUACAAAUUGAAACAUCACCUCCUGCAGUAGGUCAAUAAGAUAAUACUGUAGUUUCCUAGCUGGUGAUCGCAUCUUGGGUAUCCGAUGCUUUUGUAUUGCAUGAUAUUUUCAGAAAUACUCACUCCGUUCCUAAAUAUAAGUCUUUGGAGAGAUUUCACUAUGGACCACAUACGGAGCAAAAUGAGUGAAUCUAUACUCUAAAAUGCAUCUAGAUUCAUCUGUAUGUGGUCCAUAGUGAAAUCUCUACAAAGACUUAUAUUUAGAAAAGGAGGGAGUAGAUCCUCGAGUCUUGUUCUAACUAGAUAAUGUUAGGUUGACCUCUCUCCCGUUCGAACCCAACGGGUCGAACGGGCCCCUGACUCGCGCUCUGAUCGGGGGCGCCCAACCAAACCAUGGUUGGUGGGCCCUUGUGACCCGCGCUAUAUAAACAGAGGUGGGGUCGGGGCACGACUCACGAGGUUAAUCGCUGCCACAAUCCCCACCUACAAUCCCUAUCGAUCUAGGGUUAGCGCGGUGCUCACGGGAAGCUCCACCACCUCGCCCACUCUCUGCCAUCACCGGCCACCGUCACCAUGGCCGGCACCGGGAGUUCCUCGACUGGACAAGCAGAAG
Molecule: messenger RNA, 5061 nt
Organism: Aegilops tauschii subsp. strangulata
Lineage: Eukaryota; Viridiplantae; Streptophyta; Magnoliopsida; Poales; Poaceae
Molecular function (GO): RNA binding
Source: RefSeq, a predicted model, not a curated record